AUUCCAUUAAAGCUUAAUCUAAGUCACAUUUAUAAAUUUUAAACAAAAACGUCAGACAGAUGCAAAUUACAAUUUGUUUCUAAAAUUCUGACUUAUUAUAUGAAGUUUUUAUUGGAUUAUUUUAUUAAUAAUUUUUAACCUAUUCUAUAUUUUGUAAUAAAGAUGGAAAAUAAUAGCUUUUCUGGUGUUAAUAUUGAUUUGAAUUGUUUUCCAAACAGUUUUCUGGAUAAUUUUGAGAAGGACAACAUACCUUUUAGACUGAAUGAAGCACAUCCAAUCCACGAUAUUGAUUUUAAUCAUUUGAAAAAAACAACGAUUGAUGAAAACAACAGAAUCGCAAAAUGUUUUGGUUCACAGCAGGCCUUAAAGAAUUCUAUUGAGAGAAACAUGUGCUCAAAAUCAACUAGGCUCCCUGGAAUCACCAGCAGUAUGCUUUCACUGGAAAUUUUAAUGGACAAACUGGAUACUUUAGAAUCGUAUGAUUAUAUGAAUACAGAAAAACCAACAAAUGACUUUGGAUUAGGUGGAAUCCACUCCCAUAUAGAAGAUAAAUUGAACAUAUAAACUUCUAAUCUACUAAAUUAUAAA
This is a messenger RNA of Theileria parva strain Muguga, 588 nucleotides long. Its product is annotated as Proteasome maturation factor UMP1 family protein. The transcript has a single exon. Bases 163 to 564 code for a protein of 133 amino acids. Gene Ontology annotation, biological process: proteasome assembly. Lineage: Eukaryota; Apicomplexa; Aconoidasida; Piroplasmida; Theileriidae. Gene Ontology annotation, cellular component: nucleus; cytoplasm. The record is from RefSeq and is a predicted model, not a curated record.